UCGGGCCACAGCAAGGUCUCCCGUCCAUGCAUCGGGUCCGAGGUCCGAGGCAGAGCGAAAGAGGUGGCAGUGAGGAUCGUGACGCGGUCUGAUUAGGUGUGUUCUGAUAGAGGGAAAUUCGCUGAGGUUACCUGGAAGAGAGAACAGAGAUGAAAUUCGCGGCGUUAGGAGCGGUGGCUGCGGCCCUGGUGGGGCUCGCCCAGCCUCAGUGUUUCACCGACAACGACAACUUCCUCAUCAAAGUCAACACCGACCUAUCCGGCGUCACCGACUUCGGCUUCGACCUCUACAGACGACUCGACUCCCCAAGCUCCCCCAAGAACUUCUUCUUCUCGCCCUUCAGCAUCUGGUCGGCGUUCAUCCUCGCCUACCUCGGCUCGGCGGGAGAGACAGAGGCGCAGCUGCAGAGGGCCCUGAGAGUCGAUGGCAAGGUCGAAACGUUCAAGAUCUGGCGAGCGCUGGAGGCCAUGUACCAGACCAGCAACAAUGACUAUACUUUCAACAUUGCAAACCGAGCUUAUAUUGACAAUGUGUUGCCGAUCCGCCCCUGCAUUCUUGAAAUGCUGAGCAAUGAAUUCGAGAGGAUCAACUUCAGAGAUGUUUUCAGCGCGGUCAACAGAAUUAACAACUUCGCCUCGACAAAUACCAAGGGCAAGAUAAACGAACUGGUCACAGUCGAAAACAUCGAGGGCAUCCACAUGGCCAUCGUCAACGCCGCCUACUUCAAGGGCACGUGGCAGUUCCAGUUCAAGCCGACGAGCACCGUCUCCGAGAGGUUCUUCGUCACGCCCCAGAACCACCAGAUGGUUCCCAUGAUGAACCAGAUCUCCGCCUUUAGGUUUGGUGAGUUUGACCAGGUCGCCGCUAGCGUUCUUGAGCUCCCCUACACAGGCGAGAGAGUCUCCAUGUUCCUCUUCCUGCCUGCUCAGGAGGGACCACAAGGCUUCGCUAACAUGGUCACUAGACUGAGCGGGAACAACUUGCGGGCGGCCACACACAAGAAAAAUCUCAGGAAGCAAGAUGUCGAACUCAAGCUGCCCAAGUUUAGAAUGGAAUUGAAACUAGCGGACGAGAUGAUUCCGGCUCUCAAGGACAUGGGGAUCGUGGAUAUCUUCAACAGCGAAAAGGUAGACCUCUCCACCCUCGGCAACUUAAGGAACCUCACCCUGGAAAAGGUCAUCCACAAAGCUUUCGUCGAAGUCAAUGAGGAAGGCACCGAGGCCGCCGCAGCUACUGUUCUUACCUUCACAUUGAGAGCCAGUAGAAGAGACCCUGUCGUGCCAUUCCACUGUAACCGGCCAUUCCUCUUCCUCAUCCGCGACAACGAGACUAACAAUAAUCUCUUUAUGGGAGUUUAUAGGUCUCCCGACACCGCCAGAAGUUAGAUUGCUUGAGUGAAGGUCGAAAGAAAACGCUGAGGUUGGUGUUCGAGAAAGAGGAGACCAUGCUUGCCGAGAAAAGGACGAAAUUAAGUACGGCAGCAACGGACACGUAUGCUCGAGAAUAAUAUCUACAAAUGUUGAUCCUCUAAUAUGAUCAUUCUGAUGUUGCUACAUCCCGUAUCCUUCUCCUUCAGACUGCGCUCUUAAAUCUCAUGAAAGUUUACACUUUGAUGACUAGGAAAAAAUAUAAUUUAAUCAUCGCAAGUUUUCAAAAGAAUAGACACACAAUUUUCUUGACUGCAAUUAUAGUAUGGAGAAGAUUUUGAAGAAAAAAUACACAAGGAAAGACAUUGUAACUGUAAUAAUAAAUUAUUAGUCUUAAUAAUC
This is a messenger RNA of Penaeus chinensis, 1769 nucleotides long. Its product is annotated as leukocyte elastase inhibitor A-like. NCBI's taxonomy places the organism in Eukaryota, Metazoa, Arthropoda, Malacostraca, Decapoda, Penaeidae. The record is from RefSeq and is a predicted model, not a curated record. The transcript has 6 exons. Bases 150 to 1385 code for a protein of 411 amino acids. Gene Ontology annotation, molecular function: serine-type endopeptidase inhibitor activity.